AUGAAUGACUAUCAGCAAGGGCUGGAAGUUGAUGACAACCUCAUAAAACCAAAAAGCUCCAAUCUUGUCACUCACAAAGAACCAGCUAUGCCACAGAGCCAAAGUCCAGAGCAUUCGCCCGAGUGUCCUAGUGAAGAUGAAGGAAAGGAAGAGCGCAACUGGAGAGAAGAAGCCGAAGAAGAAGAAGAAGAAGAAGAAGAAGAAGAAGAGAAGCUAAAAGACACCGUGAAAAAUGCAGAGGAACAUGAGGAGCUGUGUCCCAGGAAGAGACGAGUCAGCAAAUCCCUCAUGGACACUCUUUGGGCAAAGUUUAAAUUAAGCGCGUGGCCCACAGUACAAGACAGGCUGUCACUCUCAUUUGAAUUCAGCAUGACAGAUAAACAGAUACAACAAUGGUUUUCUAAAAAGAGGAAGAAGUACAUGAAAGAACUGUCUGAGCAAAAGCGCAGCAAAAGACUCAAGAAUAAAAAAGCUUCCACACAUAAAACUUCUAAGUUGCAGUGA
Molecule: messenger RNA, 504 nt
Organism: Ictidomys tridecemlineatus (thirteen-lined ground squirrel)
Lineage: Eukaryota; Metazoa; Chordata; Mammalia; Rodentia; Sciuridae
Source: RefSeq, a predicted model, not a curated record